Gastrolobium bilobum is the source of this 3918-nucleotide messenger RNA. RefSeq names its product phosphomethylpyrimidine synthase, chloroplastic. Gene Ontology annotation, molecular function: iron-sulfur cluster binding; ATP hydrolysis activity; ATP binding. The coding region runs from base 223 to 3918 and encodes 1231 amino acids. Gene Ontology annotation, biological process: thiamine biosynthetic process. Lineage: Eukaryota; Viridiplantae; Streptophyta; Magnoliopsida; Fabales; Fabaceae. The record is from RefSeq and is a predicted model, not a curated record. The transcript has 12 exons.
AGAAAAAACAAAACAAACACGAUUACACGAGUGUAACGAAACCAGAAAUCGACGGCUGAAAUAUUCCGGCUUCUUGCUUAAUCCGACGGCUCUGAUUCGCUGCGGCAUCACCUUGUCUCUCUUCGUUCUCUCUCUUCCUCAGCCACCAUUGAUGCUACUCUGCAAUCCAAUAACACCAAACCCCACAUUCAAGUUUCGAUUUUUCCUUUCUGGGUCUCUCUAAUGUCAACCUUGGAGUAUCACUGUAACUAUCAAUAUCACUAUCACUAUCUAUCUCCCUUAACCCACACCAAAUGUAAAACCUAUCUCAAUUAUCACCAACAAUGGCCAUUUCGAUUUUCCGGCACAAAUUCUAGGGUUUCCCUUCUCCACAACAACAGUCCCUGUCGUUCUACUCCCAUUUCGUAUCAUUUACGAUGUCCAAUUUCGUACAACGAUUCACAGAUGUUCGGUUUGUGGAAGGGCCAUGGACCCAGAAGAUGGGUAUGUGGUUCAACCAGAGAGAACGAUUCGGCCGCGGGUUCCGGUGAGAAAAAAACCGGCGACGGUCAGGAGGUCGAUGAUGCCGGUUCUCCGAGCUCCGGUUCGGACCGGAAGAGGGAGAAGCAGGGAAGGGGUGGUUGGUGGCGGCGGCGGUGGCAGCCGAUAGUUCAGGCGCAGCAAAUUGGGGUUUUGCUUUUGCAAUUGGGGAUUAUGGUUUUCGUUAUGCGGUUGCUCCGACCCGGGAUUCGGCUACCCGGGUCGGAUCCUAGGGCUCCGACAACGUUUGUGAGUGUGCCUUACAGUGAGUUCUUGAGUAGAAUCAACAGUAACCAGGUGCAGAAGGUGGAGGUUGAUGGGGUCCACAUCAUGUUCAAGUUGAAGGCUGGUGUUGGAACCAGCCAUGAUGGUGAAGUUUCAGGGAGUAGUAGUAGUAGGUUGCAGGAAUCAGAGUCUUUGGUGAAGAGUAUUGCCCCAACCAAGAGGAUAGUUUACACUACCACAAGGCCAGGUGAUAUCAGAACUCCUUAUGAAAAGAUGCUGGAUAAUGAGGUGGAGUUUGGAUCCCCAGAUAGACGUUCUGGUGGGUUCUUUAACUCUGCACUGAUAGCCAUGUUUUAUGCUGCCGUGCUUGCCGGGCUUCUCCAUCGAUUCCCUGUUAGCUUCUCUCAGCAUACAGCUGGUCAAAUUCGGAACCGCAAAUCAGGAACUUCUGCUGGUACUAAGUCAUCUGAACAAGGUGAAACAAUCACUUUUGCUGAUAUUGCUGGUGUUGAUGAGGCUAAAGAGGAGUUAGAAGAGAUUGUGGAAUUUCUUCGAAAUCCAGACAAAUACAUAAGACUUGGUGCUCGUCCUCCUCGAGGUGUUCUCUUGGUUGGUCUUCCUGGGACAGGUAAGACUCUACUAGCGAAGGCUGUGGCUGGGGAAGCUGAUGUGCCAUUUAUAAGUUGUUCCGCUAGUGAGUUUGUAGAGUUGUAUGUUGGCAUGGGUGCCUCCCGUGUAAGAGAUCUCUUUGCAAGGGCAAAAAAGGAAGCACCAUCCAUAAUAUUUAUUGAUGAGAUAGAUGCAGUGGCUAAAAGUCGUGAUGGUAAAUUUCGCAUUGUCAGCAAUGACGAACGAGAGCAAACCUUGAAUCAGUUGCUCACGGAGAUGGAUGGGUUUGACAGCAAUUCUGCAGUGAUUGUUCUUGGAGCUACUAAUAGAUCAGAUGUCUUGGACCCUGCACUUCGCCGUCCAGGAAGAUUUGAUCGUGUAGUUAUGGUGGAAACUCCUGAUAGGAUUGGAAGAGAAGCCAUCCUAAAAGUUCAUGUCUCCAAGAAAGAACUUCCUUUAGCCAAGGAUGUUGUCCUUGGUGACAUUGCUUGUAUGACCACGGGUUUCACGGGAGCAGAUCUUGCAAACCUUGUAAAUGAGGCUGCUUUACUGGCUGGAAGACAAAAUAAAGUUGUGGUGGAGAAAAUUGAUUUCAUCCACGCUGUAGAAAGAUCAAUAGCUAUGGCAUCGGUGAAUGCUAAUGUGACAUCACUUCUCUGCAAGAAUGGUAACCAUGCUUCGAAGUUCCCGAGUACUACGUUCUUGCCUGGGUUUGAUGUUGUUGGGCGUGGUGUUUCAAGUGCCUGGAAGAAGGAUCUUGUUCCAUUCUCCAUGGCUUUGGUACCUAGAGCCACAUUAACAUUUGAUCCUCCAACUACUAAUUCAGACAAAACCAAACAAAGGAAACACACUGUUGACCCUGCUUCUCCAGAUUUUGUUCCCCUUCCUUCCUUUGAAGAGUGCUUUCCAAAGAGCACAAAGGAAUGCAGGGAAGUCAUUCAUGAAGAAACUGGUCACGUGCUCAAUGUUCCCUUUCGACGGGUUCACCUUGCUGGGGAUGAACCACACUUUGACACCUAUGACACUAGUGGUCCCCAAGAUAUCAACCCAACGAUAGGACUCCCAAAAUUGCGCAAAGAGUGGGUUGAUAGGAGACAGGAAAUUGGUCCACCAAGAUACACUCAGAUGUACUAUGCUAAGCAGGGAAUCAUUACUGAGGAGAUGCUUUUUUGUGCCACUCGCGAGAAGCUUGACGCAGAGUUUGUGAGGUCAGAAGUUGCUCGUGGACGAGCUAUCAUCCCUUCCAACAAGAAGCACUUGGAGUUGGAGCCUAUGAUAGUUGGAAGAAACUUUUUGGUGAAAGUAAAUGCCAACAUUGGAAAUUCUGCAGUUGCAAGCUCUAUAGAAGAGGAAGUUUACAAGGUUCAGUGGGCAACUAUGUGGGGAGCUGAUACUGUGAUGGACCUGUCAACCGGUCGCCACAUCCAUGAAACUCGAGAGUGGAUCCUACGCAACUCAGCUGUACCAGUUGGGACUGUACCUAUUUAUCAAGCCCUUGAAAAAGUUGAUGGAAUUGCUGAAAAUCUUAGCUGGGAGGUAUUCAGGGAUACCCUGAUUGAACAAGCUGAACAAGGUGUAGAUUACUUCACCAUCCAUGCAGGAGUUCUUCUGAGAUACAUUCCUUUAACAGCAAAGCGCAUGACAGGAAUAGUCUCCAGAGGAGGAUCCAUUCAUGCAAAGUGGUCCUUAGCUUAUCACAAAGAGAAUUUUGCUUAUGAGCACUGGGAUGACAUCCUUGAUAUAUGCAAUCAGUAUGAUGUGGCCCUAUCCAUUGGUGAUGGCCUACGACCUGGAUCCAUUUAUGAUGCAAAUGACACAGCUCAAUUUGCUGAACUCUUGACACAAGGAGAACUGACGCGUAGAGCAUGGGAAAAGGAUGUGCAGGUGAUGAAUGAAGGACCUGGACAUAUACCACUGCACAAGAUUCCUGAAAACAUGCAGAAACAACUAGAAUGGUGUAAUGAAGCACCUUUCUACACUCUUGGUCCUUUAACAACUGAUAUUGCUCCUGGUUAUGAUCACAUUACCUCUGCAAUUGGUGCUGCGAAUAUUGGGGCACUUGGUACGGCUCUUCUCUGCUAUGUCACUCCAAAAGAACAUCUUGGGUUGCCAAAUCGGGAUGAUGUGAAGGCUGGAGUUAUAGCUUACAAGAUAGCUGCUCAUGCUGCUGAUUUAGCCAAAUCGCAUCCACAUGCUCAAGCCUGGGAUGAUGCUUUAAGCAAGGCAAGAUUUGAAUUUCGAUGGAUGGACCAGUUUGCUUUGUCAUUGGAUCCAAUGACAGCCAUGUCCUUCCAUGAUGAAACAUUGCCAUCAGAAGGUGCAAAGGUUGCCCAUUUCUGCUCUAUGUGUGGCCCGAAAUUCUGUUCUAUGAAGAUAACUGACGAUGUGAGAAAGUAUGCUGAGAAACAUGGCUAUGGAGAUGUCGAGGAAGCAUUGCAGCGUGGGAUGGAAGCUAUGAGUGCUGAAUUUCUAGCUGCCAAGAAAACUGUCAGUGGGGAACAACAUGGUGAAUCUGGUGGAGAGAUUUACUUGCCAGAAACUUACUUAAGUUCCAAGGAGAGGUGA